This is a messenger RNA of Xyrichtys novacula (pearly razorfish), 18612 nucleotides long. The record is from the annotation of a GenBank genome assembly. Lineage: Eukaryota; Metazoa; Chordata; Actinopteri; Labriformes; Labridae.
AUGGCUUUCUAUGAAGUCUAUUCUCAUCCGGCAUUGGUCCGGUACAAAACCAGCGUUUGCACAAAAGCCACCCUCUUUUUGAUUGUGGUUUUGUGCCUUACCUACAUCCCACCUCUGCUCGUUGCUUACAGGAGCCAAGGUAACCUCACACUCAUCUAACACCAUAAAUUCAUGUUUACCGAUAAAUGACUGCAGUCUGAGCUGUUUGCUAAAUGGCCGGAUUUCUCUAUGACUAAACUAGUGUGUUCUUUGCUCCCCUUUUUACGUUUUUUAGGGUUUUGGGUAAAAAGAGGCACCUAUGAGGAGCAGCCGGUUGUGAGGUUUCAGUACCAAACUCUGUUAGUGGCAGCAACUAGUACUCAAGGAGACCAUGUCGCCUGGAGCACCUUUCCUCAUCUUAAUAACAUGCUCGGACCUAACCUCCGGAUCCCAGCCGUCUCUGUAAGAGCUGUGUUGCAAGUGUUUCUCUACAGCUCCACAUCAUAGUCCCAUUAGACAUUGUUUACACAGUUAUAAAGAAAACUGGCAUAGGUGAUGUACUAUUAGGUUAGUAAAUAAUGAAACAGUAUGUGUGUUCCCUUUCUCGCUCUAUAGGUAAGAGAAGAGGAUCCGAACCAGGAUGGGAAACUGGAUCGCCUAACUUUUCAGCUCCAGCUUCCUCUAAAACCAGAGGAACAGGUGUACAGUGUCCAACUGCUGCUUACCUUCAGCUACCAACUUUUUGUAUGUAUGCCUCCACCCAGUCUUUGCAGCCAUUGAUUAACACUGCAUACAUGACACACUCUGUGGGUCUCUGACAUCAUUAGGAGAGGGUAAGUCAGGUUUAUGUCCAUACAAAUUAAGCUCUUCAUAUUUAUCCAGCAAAUUUCUUUUAAUGGAUUUACAUACAGAAUAGUCUCCUCUUUAUUGAUGUUUGUUCAUGUUCUUGAAAAAAGUUCAAAUUCAGUCUCAAAGAUUUCAAACCUGAAAAGGACUUAAGGAGCUAGGAUUAAAAAAUUUAGUCAUAUGACUUAAAGUCUUGUGUUUCAUGUUCAGAUUUAGUGUUUUUGGAGUCAUUAGUACAUUGUUUUUAGCCUUUUUAACUCCAGUGAUGCACAGUUUUCUAACUAUAAGGUAUGAACUGGUCCAAAUUGGUUCAUAUCAGAGUUCUUGUUCUGAAAUUCAGCUGAGAGCAUAUCGAGUAUUUCAGAUGAGCGGUUCAGGCUUCCUCAGGUGAUCCAGCUCUCAAAUCUGCGGCUGAAAUGGAAGCUCUCGCUGGGUCACUGUGAUUAUUCUGCAGUGAAAUGAGAAGCCUGUGUGUUUCUAGUUUGAUUACAUCCUCCAAACCUCCUGCUGAUCCAAAGCAGAGACUCGCUCUGUGACACAUAAAUUAAAAGUUUGGAAUACACAGUUAAAAAUAUAAAAAUAAAAUAAAAAGGGCAAAACUAUUUAAAAAAAGGUUUUUUUAAGUUAGGAUGCACCUUUAAGAUGCCUGACUGAAUAAUCAUUAAGUAGGUCUUGAAUUAAGGAAGUGAAGUAGAAUUUUUAGAGAUGUGGAUGAAAAUUAAGACAAUAAAAAGAGAGAAGACUUUAAUGUGUCUCAUAUAAUACCAGUGAUCAUUCAAAAUAAACUAAACUAUAUUUUUAACAUCACAGAAUGUAGUUGUCUAUUUGUACAUCUAUACACAAGUAAAGGAUGUUCUCACAUUCAAAAAUGAUGUAUUAUAUAACUUUUUAUUUUAGCAGCAGAUGGAAAAUUCAUGAACAUUUAAUGAAAUUAAAUGAUAUUGUAGUUAAUGGGACACUUGGUAAAGAAAUCAGAAAAACAUACUGUAACAAAAGGAUAAAUUCCGAUGCAGCAGAAGUCCAUAACCCAAAUUGACCCUUUACAGUACAUUAACUAAUAUUUAAAUAAUCAUUUGUAUAAUAAUGACUCUUUAUUGAUUGCGUUUAGACUACCAAUACAGAGGUUCUCAACUCUGUUCCUCCAUCAAAGUAAGGCUUGUCAGCUGCAGUCAGACAACUAUCCGCAAUAUCCACAAGUCAAGCUAAAGUAAUAAGCCUAAUUUCCUUGCCUUUUCUCAGCGGAUGUCUACAGUGGUGAUGCAGAGCUUAGCCUAUGUGCAGCACUCCUCUUCUGUCCCUGGAGCUAAACUGUUCAUCAGUGGAGACCUGAGGCUGCAGCAGAGAACACCCCUACCUCACAGAGGACUGUACAACAUUUACAAUGUAAGAGGACUCACUGGUCUUUCAUCUGUUCUGCUGUCCUCCCUCUCUCACUUGUCUUUGUCCAUCUUUGUCUGUCUCAUUGUCACUUGUUCUCUCUGGCUCACUCGCUUCUCUUCAAUUCCAAGUUUAGUUUGCUUUAUAGGCAUGAACAAAUUUGUGGUUAUAUUCCCAAUGCAGUGUACAGAACAAUGAUAAUGAUAGAACAAAUUUUCAAAGAUUACACUGAUAAUGCGUGUUUUGACAUUUAAUAUAGUUGAUCAAAUUACAGUUUUUCAUCAUGAUAUAGUCGAUCAAAUGCAGUAAAUAAAUACAUUAUAGUUAAUCCGAAAUUGUAUAACUCAAAUGUGAAUCAUAUAGUUCCUCUGUGUUUUGGCACCAACAGUGUGCGUAAGUCCCUCAGGUUGCAGCACUUGGUUGUGCCCGUCUGGCCUCUUACUGCAAUAGAGCUCUGGCAUCACCACGUCUUUUUACUUACACACUGCACUCUGACGUGACAUGAUACUGGUGAUCCAGAGUGUGAUCACACAUCACAUUAGGGCACUGCAGGGGAAGCCUGAGAAGCACCGUUUGUUAAAAUGCAAACACUCACUUACUCCCACUUAGAUAUGCAUUUAAACACAGCCCUGUCCUGUACUGCCAGCUCCAACACUACACAUCACCAUCUACUUCAGAGGAAAGCUGAUGAUAGGAUUAUGGUUAACACGGGAAAACCAACUUAUAGUGAAUUAGUGAGAAGGGAAGAUGUUAUUUCCACAGAAUGGAGUGGAGUCCUGCCCACCCUGAAGGAGAUUGGCCCUGUAUCAGCAUUGAGAUGUGCAAAGGAGCCUUCUUGUCUCAUUCAUCUGCUUGUAAUCAACAAAAAAUGCUCACAUGCUGCUGUGUGGUAAAAUUAAGCUUCCAGAAAAAGAACUUUGAGUUACAGUUUUUAGAAAAUCUGUUAAAGGAAAAACCGGGCUUUUAAGUUAACAAAGAUGGAGCAGGCAAUAAAAUAUAAGUAAUUACAUUGAACAAUGGAAGAAAUCUGUAAUUUGGUUUGAAAGACUGAGGGUUUAUGCUCAGCUAUGCAUGGGCUGCUUUUAUCUUUGCUAAAUUAAACAUGAUUUUUACUGGUCAUUCAGUCUAAUGGUUUUAAAUAAAAAGUCUCUUAUGGCAAUUUUUGGGAUUUUUUUAAAGAAAAAACAGGGUAAGAAGAAGAACCCUGAAAUGGACAUUUGAUAUCAAGUUUGUUAAUGUAAUGUACUUCCUCUUGUUUUGUAGACUUAUGCUUGACAUGUUUGUAUCUUGAGUACUUGCAGCCUUCCCUGCACUUUUAACUUCCAGUAUCUUUGGCUUGACUUUUCAUAAACCUCCAUCAUUAUGCACUUCUUAUAUUUCUGUAAUAUUUUGCAUGUGAUUAUGGGCCAUGAUUUUGAUUUAGUCCUUCUAAAAUGUAUUUUACCAUUUUAUUUCGAGCUGCCAUCAUCUUGUUUCCAUGGUUUUGCUUUUGUUUUUGUGUAUGUAGUUGAUGGAGAACAUAUUGUUAAUUUGUUGACACACUUUUGUCCAGGUUUAUCGGCUUCACAAUGAUACUGACUGACUGGUAGUCAAAGUAAAGAUCAUUAUUGGUCAGGGAUUUAUUUCAUUUGUUUUUUUCUUUGCUUAGAUGUCGGUAAUUGAUGGUUCCAGCCCCUUUGCAAGUGCAUAUGACCUUGACAGCAUCAUCGGGCGGUACCAGGAAAGGAACCGUAUGUUGACAUUGGCUCUUACUGUCUUUGCCUUUUUUUUAUUAAAACCGGAUAUACUUCAAUGAGGAUUUUCAAACUUAAUCCCUAUGUUUGAGUUGGACUCUGAACCACAGCUUAGCACAGGAUAGACUUCCUUGAGCAGUUUUGAAAUGUGGCAACUCUCCAUUUGUUCCUACAGUGACAACAGUACUGUCCUGUCCCAUGCCAGUGUGGACUGUGGGACGAGCUGCUGGUUCUCCAUUUCAACUUAAUGCCGAGAUCCGUUAUCCAACAGAAGUCAUUUAAUAUCCUUUUGUAAUGACAGACGCAGGCAGGAGUAUUGGUUUCUUUAUCAUGUUCAUUUUGUUUAACUUCAAAACUUUCAUGAGCAGCCCUGCAAUUAACUGGCAACUUGUCCAGGGUGUCCCUUGCCUUUGCCCCAAGAGGCUGGAGCAUCCCAUUGCCCCCCAAUGGGAUGAGUGGUAGAAAAUGGAUGGAUGAAUGGACUUUCAUGAGACACAGUCUUGCUAAAAACCUGAGACAAUGUUUAAACUUUCAAAUGAAGAAAAAGACCACAGCCUGCAGCAGGGAGAGCACACCUUCUAUUUUAUAUGCAUACAUGUAAAACCGAGGCAGGGAGAGCAGCAGCAAAGAAUGUAGCAGGUGCCACAAUACAUAUGGCACUAGUAAAAUUAGACGCAGGAUAAUAAGGAAGAGUUUGGGUGAAGACGGGUUGCAGUUUCAAAAGAAGGCCCAUUUUGAUGUUAUCCGCCAAGCUGUUAGCUGUCCAAAACACCAAGAUGACAGCAGCACUCAAAACUUUAGAAAAUCUCAUAUGAUAUUCCGACAUUUGAAAAUCUUGUGAAAGGUUGGCGGAUUGAACCUUUUAGUUGUAAGAAAAAGUGUUUACCAGUAAUAUUUUCUUCCUAUUUAGCUCCAAAAUCAAAUUUGUGAUCCUGUUGUUUUUCAUUUGGUGGCUACGGUUAAGAAAUAGGAUAAAAUCAAAAUCACAAAAAUAUCUGCAUGCUUCAUGUUAUGUAUGUCUAAGUGAUAUGACCGUCUUGGACAAUAGUUAUGUGUUAGACAUUGUAAAGAUGUCAGGGAAAAAUGGACUACCUUCAAGUAUAUUGCUAAUAACUUGUGUGUAGCUGUUGUUAUGAAAUUGUCUUUUUGUUCUCUCCCUUGACUGUCUCUAUCCACCUACCGUCCAGGCUUCUGGGAAACCAUCAAAUUUGCCUGGAUUCAGUACGUCAGUGUCCUUCUCAUCUUCCUCUGGGUCUUUGAGCGCAUUCAGAGAUUUGUUUUCCAGAACCAGGUUCUCACCACUGUACCCAUACCAGUGGGAAAACCUCACCUGUCAUGAUGCAGUGGUCAUGUUUUCACCUGGGUGAACAGAAACUCAGGGUUGCCUAGAGUAGAGAAAAGCAUGUUGUGUCAGAGGAACUUAGACAUAUCAGGUGGAAACUGGCUGGAAUCGUAAACCACAUUCUGAAAACAGUAGGAUACAGGCUGAUAUCUCAUCCAUACAAUUUGUGACAGUUUAAACAUUUAAAAUUCAAGUUCUUGCAGUUUUUAUCUAAUUCAUUUAAAGUUUGAUGACACGUGGAAUUCACUUAAUACACUGUUGCGAUACAAAUCAUCAUACACUGACAAAACUUAAUUCACUGAGCAACAUCCACUAUCACUUAUGAAAUGUUUGUAGUCAUUAAUGUUCAAAUUUAACACUCAAGAGAACUUGUAGUGGUCCCUGAGUAGAUGUUUUGCAGAGGGACACUCAAUGCCAGUCAUUAAUUAACCCUCUUUGUGAGAGGUGACUUCCUGCAGGCCUUCCUCUGCAGGAACUUUUGCCCGGUUCAAUGCAUUUUCUCUUUUGACUGCUUUUUAAAGCUAUAGAGCUAUAGAAAAUAUGAACAGAUUUUCUAUAUUUAUACCAUUUGUAUUUUUUGAGAGUGUAAGACAGUCAUUGCAAAAAAUUUGUUUUUUUUUCCUAACAAUUUUUAUUGUAAAUAGAUUUAGAUGAUAGAUAAUAAACAUUUUCACACAUUUUGAUAUCUCUUCUUAGUUCUUCAUUUUUGUGCAUCUCUGUUCAAGAAAAUGACUAAUUGUAAUGUCGGAUCAAUGUGAUUUUGAAGUGAAGCUUGAAUAACCUUUUCCUUUUAUUACAUAACUCAGUAUAAUAUUAGAAAAAUAUUUACAAAGAGGGACAGACCCUAAAACAUUCCUGAAUUAUCACUCCACCCUAAAGCUUAAAUACAUGACUAAUUAUGUUAUUACUAUACCUGGCAGCACAUGCUGAAGGCAAAUCUCACCUGAUUUACCGUCAUCAGAACACAAGGAAGCUGUUCUUUGCUUGACUUGUUUGUGUUGUUGGUUAUGAAGCUGACCUCAAGCUCCAUAAUGACCUCUGCAUUAAUUACAAAUGCUUUAUAAGCUGCUGCUAAUAUUUAUUCAGGAUAGGAGGUUAGUCAGCUGUAUUAAGGAAGUUGGGAUAGUGUGUUUUUUACUAGGCCCCUUAGCGUCUCAAGAGAUGCUUGUUUGUCUUCUAUUUGUGUGUGUGCGUGCGUGCGUGUGUGUGUGUGUGUGUGUGUGAGUGUGUAGUUCUGGACCAGAAGCGAAGGAUUAGCUCAUUUAGGCCACUCAGUUUGCCAGUUCAGGGUGGGUCACACAGUUUGGUAAGAGCAACUCCCUGUUGCACAACUCAGUCCUUAAAUUUCUCAUCUGCCCAUCGAAGGAUUACAUUUAGGCCAUUAAGCAGCCACUCUGAUGUGACAUUUUACCGUCAAAGGCUUCUACAAAAAGCUGUUGUGCUCCAGGGUGUUUCAUGUACAGGGAAACAUCAUUAGUGCGUUUGCCAUAAUACCUGCAUAUCUGUGUUGACAAGAUUGUACCCACUGAAACUGCACAGCCCUUUGCUAGUAACAGGCCAUGGAUCACUCCUGACAAAAGCUCUCUUAAAGGGAAAAAAGAGGACUUUUUGGUCAGGGAACAAGGAGGAGAUGCAGACUGUUCGAAGGGAACAAAGGAGGAAGAUCAGAGACAGGGAAAACUGCUACAGGAUGAAGAUGGAGGAUCAGCUGCAGCAGAGGGAUGUCAGUGGAGUUUGAAGGGGCCUGAAAACCCGGUCACAAGGCCUCAACAGCUGCGCUGAUAAGGGACCAUGAUUAGGUGGACAACCUGAACACUUUCUUCGACACGUUUGACCAGCCAUACACCCCUCCUCCCACCCAACCCAUCCUGCUGUAACCAUUGCUAUUCACACCUCCUGCUGACUGUAUGACCCCUGCUCUAACGAUUCUCCCUGUCGUAACAACCCCCCUGCACACCCCAAGCCAGCUCCAGCGUGUCCUUCUCCAUGUCCCGGGUACAGAGGGAACUGAAAAGGCUAAAGGUCAGAAAGGCCCCAGGUCGAGGUGGCAUCAGUUCCAGCCUCCUCAGAUUCUGCACAAACCAGCUGCGUGGGAUUAAAGUGCACCUUUACACCAUGAACCUGAAGCUGGGGAGGGUACCACAACUGUGGAAGACCUCAUGUGUGGUGCCGAUGCCAAAGAUCCCUCACACUAAGAACUUCAACCACUAAAGGCAAGUGGCACUGACAUUGCACCUGAUGAAGACCCUGGAGAAGCUGGUCUUGUCAUCUGCGCCCCCUGGUGAGCUCGUCAAUAGAUCCAGUUCGCCUAUCAGCCAGGCAUCGGAGUAGAUGAUGCUGUCAUCUACCUCCUGCAAAGAUCUUUCUCUCACCUGGAGAGGACUUUGAGCACUGUAAGGAUCAUCUUCUAUGAUUUCUCCAGUGCCCUCAAUGACAUACAGCCUGAUCUUCUAAUAAAGACCUCAUCUUUAACGUACACAUGCCCAUAGCUGUAUUGGACACCCUGAGAGAACUACAGAUGUGUGACUGCUUUAAUUGGUGAAUGGUUUGUGACAGCAUGCAUUCCAGCCUCAUGAUGGCACAGCAGAAGACGUCAUAAUCAAAAUAAUCCAUCCUCUAGGCACCACGAACGUCUGUUCCAAACUCAUGCCAAUCAACUGAGAAAUUUAAAAGGAUGAACAAAGUCACUAUGACUGACAUACCUUGAGUCAUAAUGUCGGGUCAUAAAAUAGACUUAUGAGCAAUGUAUUUGCUCAACAACAUUGCAUCUUUUGCAGUUAGACAGUAUGCAGAAGUUUGCUCGAGAUUUGUGAUGGAUGUAUUCCCCACCUAAGCAAAAAUUUGUUCUUUUCUACCAUUUAAAGUACUAACAAGAGAGAAAAUAAAAGACAGCAGUGAAAAAUAAUUAUUUCCCUUUUUAAGUCUAUAUUUUGGGCUCUCCGCUGAGAGAUAUGAGAGUGGAUAGAGUGGGUUUUAGAGAGUAAAAGGGUGUGCAGUUCAACCACUGAGCCAAAAAAGGCCAAACCCAAUAGUUGAUUUUUACAGAAGAACCUUUUUUACUCCUUGAGAACAAAAUACAGACAAUGACAUACACAGUGCCACACUGCUUCGACUGACUGUUGUUUGAAUGACAGUGCAUUGUCGUCUUCCUUUACACCUUUUGUGACUGAUGCCACGUCAAUGCUUUGGGACAAAGUCAGCCCCCCUACCCCCUCCUCUCUUUUGUCUUCAUUAAGCAGGCAUUUACUGGUGACCAAAGAUCUGUGGAAUUGGCUGCGCAGAGCAGAGCGAAAGGAUAUGAGUCUUUCUUCUACAGGAACCAGGUGCAUCCUUUUUUCAAUAGUUUUUGUUUUUCUCUGGAUGAACCUUGUACUUAAUAAUCUAUUCUAGAUAGAGAGAGAGAGAGAUGACAAAGUGAAGUAGACUCCACUUAUUUCCUUAGAGUGGAUAAAUAACAAAAUUACCUGUUUUGCUCAGAGCCAUAAAUCUGCAGUUGUCAGACACGUUAAAGAGCACUGAAAUGACUUUAUCACAAAAAUGGGUUUAUAAUACCUUAAAUACUAGCAGAAUCAACUCAUUACUACAGAUGAUGAAAAUUUGCAGUCAAGCAGCUCCUUGGCCUAAAAGUUCCUGGAACUUGUAGGUGGCAAUGAGGCUUCAGUUGAUAACCCGGCCACAGUCUCCUGAUUAACAUCAUUAAUCUUCUAAUAUUAGAGAACACUGGAUCAUUUUACAUGAAGAAAUUGAUAAAACCCACCUUAAGUCCAGUUUACACUUAAUGUAAUCUCAUAUAAAUAAGAAUCCACAAAGUAAUACAGCCCACAGUCAUCUGUCAAGUAUGUUCUACAUUAGUUUGUUGCAUUGGUUAAUACAUUACAGGGCUUGAUAAAUACAUUGAUUAAUGCUCGCUGUUCAAGACCUGCUGAGCCAUCACUAUGUUAGAUGCAACACACUUCAAGUCACAUCAUUGGGCAGUUGCUGGGACACUGUGACUUGGCCCAGGUCCCGCCUGCUUAACUUCCCACACCCACCACUACCACCCCCUCCAUCCCUGACCACCAGCCCCCGCCCAGACCUCUGCUAGUCAGCCCAUCGCAGCCUCUGGCCACGUCUCAAAACACCGCUUUGUACACAAGCGGACGGUGGAAGUUGCCGAGCAGCAGCUGGCGGACUCUGACGGGAGGAGCGGAGAGCACCGCGGGGUGUUGGGACAGAGAGAGGGAGAGAGGACUCCACACCGGCUCCGAGGACAUGCAACUCGACCGAAAAGCAGCGCUGGAGGUAAAUUACUUCUCUUAAAUGUAGCGGAACAACACAUGCAGAGUACCCAUAUCAUCCCCAUUCACUUCACACCACUUUCCUGCUCACCUUGGUGAUCCGUGUUGUGAAUAUUUUUGGGACCGGAGGGAAGGAGCUCGCGGGCGCUCCUCGUGUACAUUAUUUUGUCCUCAAAUUCAGCACCGAAACCUGGGAGCACGAGCGAUUUUUAGGUGGCUUAAUAGUGGCCGAAAACUUCUCAACCUUGUCUCAAAUAAAGUUUAUUGAACGCUUUCAUGCUCAGCCCCCUCUGUAGACACAGGGGGCACCAUAACACCCCAUUUGUAGUUGGGGUGUUGCAUAGCAAGUAGGUAGGCUUCUUGGUCCGGGUACUUCUCUACAACUCUUCACUUGAUAUUUCUUGAAAACUCGAAAAAGAGGACUGGGGACUCUUGUGGGUAACCAUGUGGUUGUCUGAGGUGUCCCAGGAUGAGGCUCAGUAACUUUUAAUUACACGGUUAAGAGGACAGGACGGGGUCGUGGAGGUCAUAGGUGCACUUAGGAGGGUACAGACUUUCAAUUAGCCCGAUUUCCAUGGUGAACAAGCUAAGAGUAUAUUGUGACCAUGUCAUCAAUUUGCUACUCCACAGAAGUGGAUACAAGUCCCCUGAAAUACAGGAUUUGUUUUUUUUUUUGUGGCUUCUUAGUCUGUGAUUGAUUCUCAACCUGAGACAGAUUAAAUCUUGAAGUGAAAAGACAUUUGGUAGGUUGGCAUGCUCAUUUGUUUAUAAAGGCAUUGACAGACAGGCAAAAACAUCAUCACUUCUUGGGCUCCGUUUCUUAAGUGCAUAAUGAUGUAUGAAUGAGCACUUGUAGAAGUGUCUUGUCUGACAUGUUUUAUAUCUUGUAGCAGCCUCAUUCUAUCAGAUUUAAUGUCACCAUACACCAUAUUUUUGUUGAUAAAGCUACAGAGAUGCUGUUAUUCAAGGUCUUGGACUCAUUUAAUCUCUUUCAAAUAACAUUAUCUUAUCCCUGUCCUGCCCUUUUCAAGGAUGGGUUAAACUUUUUCACUGUAUAAUUUAUGUAAGAUUUGUCAAAACCUUUUAACAUCAGUGUAUUUGUGAGGAAAUAUUUAAGGAAAUAUUUGAUCAAAAUUUUAUGCAAGAUCUCUAUUUUUUUUCUUCUGCACAGUGUGCUCUCAAACAGUCACACUGAAACAAUGUCUAACCCUAAAUCUCAUACACAUGAUCUAGCUAUCAUCAGCCUUACUCCUCCUACCCUUCUGUUUCCAGAGAACAUCAUUACCUCUGUAGCCUGGACUCCAAAGGGCUCUUUCUGUUUCUUCAAGCUUUGUUUUCUUUCCGAUUGUGACAAAAGGAUAAAGUUUCCGCUCAACAAAGAUUUACUCUACCUGUAGUUCCUUCUCCUCCCCUACUCAUACAUAUUAACCUUGCAUUAUAUUGCACAGUGUGCUUCUGUUUCACACCACUGACCCCAAUAAAGCCCAUAUUUUUAUCAUCUGUCUUAUCUUUCCUUUUUCCUUUUGUAUUCAGCUUCUAUGUCCUCCACUAGAAUGAUUAUUUAUAAUGUUUUUUUUCUGUUAGCAUAAAGGUAAUGAUCAUUGACUGUAUGGUAAUAUUGACUUUUAAAUUGCAGUAUUAGAAUAUGUGAAGAGAUCACACAUGUUAACAUAUCAUUGUCAUUAAGUUACCUCUCUCCUCUGAAUACAACCAUGCAAUAUGUGGACUCAACUAAAAUCAGAGACCAGAGGAAGAUGGUUUCAUAAACUAUACUAAUGGUGUGUUCAGAGCUAGUACAUGUAGUUUCUAACUGAAUGUCUGUGAUCUGAAUUUUCAUUUUCUCUCUGGCUCCCCUGUUUCUGUUGUGUUAUAUUCAGUAACUGGGAAAUGCCAUUUCAGGAGGUGGCUGGUCUAGAAUAAAAGUAUUUCACCAAUCAGACAAUUUUUACUGUGGAACAGGGAUGUAAUUUUUCAGUAUUUUCCACUUUUAAUACUUACUAAAAAAAAGAAAGACGUGAUUUUUCCUGAGACAACAACAGUAAUUAAAUGGUUUUUUUCCCUCCACACUUAGUUCUGUAGUUUCUACUGUGAUAUAUAAGAUACAACUGACAUAAUGGGUAGCAGAACAUAUAGGGGUGUAAAAAAUUUUAACACCUAGAAAAAGAGCAUGAGCGUACCUAUUUUGCUCUGCCUCCAUGCCUUGUCAUUGUAAACACUGAUGCCAAAUUAAAUACGAGGUGGAGGUGUUGCUCUUUGAGUGGCUUCUGUUCUGUUUUCACCAGGAUACAGUUUAGUCAGUCAUAAAUUACUCCAUUCCAUUACUUUUCAAUCAAUUAUUACAUACUUGCCAUCGAGGCUGCAUUUGCACCAGUGGUAGUAAACCUCUGUCAGGCCUCCAUUGUCCCCAAUGAACUUGGGUGUCUGUGACAUCAUCAACUCAAUUCACUUCUUUAGUAUGAUAAAUAAACAACUCUGGUCUGCAGUCACUAAACCUCAAGUCGAAUUCAAAAUGUUUUUUCUGGCUAAUUGGCAAGUGAACGUGUUUGAAACAGGCUUUAUAGCUUUGAAAACCUGGUGUUCACCAAACACGGUCAGCUGUAGCUUCAGAAACCAACAUGGCAUUUAUACCAAGACAUUGUUUCAGCAUUGGUUCAAGCUCCUUUUAGUCAGUCAAAGAGAUACCAAACAGAAUUUAUUUUGAUUCACAAAAAGCUGUCUAUGAUGUUGUUACCAGUGGCCAAAUAAUCAAUGCAGCUUAUGUUACUAAGUAAUUCACAAGUGAAGUGUUUAUAUGUUGUGGUAAUGAGUGUAGAUUUAGGUCUUAAGAGUCAGUGAAGUGAGCAGCUGUCUGCGGUUGUUGUUGAAGAAGACUGCCUUGCUGAGAGGUUUAUUUAUCUUCUGAGUACUGUUGUCUUCCCACUGAUACACACGGCUGUUUUUUGCAGCUGCAGAAAACCCUGAUACAACCUGAAGGGCUUUUUGGGCCAUCAUGAUGACAGCUGAGUGUAACAAGCAUGCUUUAGACAGUCUUAUUUGGGCUGACUGUGCCCUCAAUACAUAAGGGGACAUUAGAACCUAGAAAAAUAUAAAAGCUUUCUUUUUCAUCUUUUAUUCUAAACACACAGGGGUAAUACAUUUUGCAUGUGGCAGGUGAAUUUUUAUAACAUUGCCGUUUUGUCCUGUAAUAAUGUUUAUUACCUUAGUAAUGUUAUUUUAACCAUGUGUGGCCAAUGCCCCCUGCACAGCACUUCCUUCAGCUGCUAACCCUUCCUGCUGCCCCAUGGAAGAUGUACUCAUGUGUUUCAUAUGAUAGUUAUGAGGUCAACUUGUGUUUUUAAUCACAAACAGAAAAGAAGCACCAGUCAUUCGUAGAACUUGUGGCACCCCAACCAACAACUGUUAGUGCUGCUAGACCAAAAGGCUGCAGAUUCGAAGAGCCUCGUUGUUUACAAUGCCACCACCUAGUGAUUGCCACUGACAACAUUUUUAGUGUGUAACCACAGAUUUAUGUAUGUAGUGUCUAAUGUCAUAAUAUUUAGUAUAUCAUCAAUGCUCUAAUCCUCUCCCUAACCAAAGUUUUUGCAGCAAAAUCAAAGUCUUAGAGAUGCAGCUCUGAUACUGCGGCCUCCAGCUCUUCCGACACAUGUUAUUGUGGGAAAGACAGACACUUCUUCUGUCUCUAAAGUCAACACGGCAAAUCUUGCAGUCUGAGCCUUGUAAGACAUUAUUGUUUCAUAGGUAACAUUUUGGUACUAUAUUUAAAAAAAGUUGUCAGAAGAAUUUGAUUCUGUCUCUGGUUUACAAAGUAAAGCAAGUGCAAAAGUGUCUCAGACCUGCAUCUUUAAAAGAAAAAAAAAAACAGAGAGACACAUAGUGGGUUUACUGAAAACCAGAAAAAAAUAUAUUUUUCUCAAAUGAAUCCAAUCGAAGAAAAAUUAAACCUAUUUCGCUACAGUCUUGAUUACUCUUUUAAAUCCUCCUUCAAUACAGCAACCAUUAGAUGAUCUCAGGAUAACACUGGACCAUUGCUUUAUUUAAUAUUUUUUUAGAAGUCAACCAGGGGUACACAUGGGUGGGAAUGAUUUUGAAAUAUUGAUUAUGAGGUGAUGCCAUAUCCCCAUGCUUUGACAGUGAGAUCACUAUUAUUUAUUUUUCCCUAACCUAAAAGAAUUCACCUAAACAACUGAUUGUGCCGUAUCAGAGGCCAUAACAACGGCAGUAGUAAUCAAUUUGUCUUAAGUUUCUGUAAACUUCACCCGUCAGGAGUGACUGUCUGUUUAGUGAAAGAAACUGUACUACAAAUGUAUAUAUAAAGAGAUGCAUGGCAUACAGCCCAUCGGCACACUCUGUGACAUGUAACACUCCCUGUUGUGUUAACAUAUUAAAGAGUCGAUAAAGGUCAUAUUCAAAUGCCAUGUAAGUGGAGACAGCGUUGUUGUUUGGUGCCAACUUUUUUAUGUUUAUACUGUCUCUGCCAGUUAAAAGGUAAGCUCUCUUCUUAUCUGCAGUUUGAAUUCACGUUUCUUUCCUCCAGUCUGCCACAAUGUUAAAUAAUUAAAGAUUUAAACAAAGAAGAGAGCAGUUUGAAAUUAUUAUCUGGAUACAAUCUCUGAGAAAAUAAGGCAUACUACAAGGAAUUACAGUUUGUGGCAACUCAAGGACUAUGCUGAUCUGCCUGGGUCAGAGAUGAACUCAAAGUUUUAGAUGCGGGACUGGGUUUUGCACCAUCAAAAGUUGAAAAAAAGUAAAGAAAACUGAGGAUGAACAUGAGAAUCAGUAUUGUUGACUCUGUGUGGGUACACAACCAAUUUAAAUCUAGUUUGAUUCAGUUCAACUUUUGGUUGACCCUAUACAAAAGGUUCAGGUGAGCCUUUAGCCUCCUCGCCACAGUAUAGAAGAAGUCUCCACCUCCCAAUACAGUGUGUAUGGCGAGAGAAACAAGCUAUUAGGACUGGAAGUGUCUUUUGUACCAGGCUGCAAAUAUGUUUGUUUAUGCUGGAACAGUGUGCAUUUUAGCAUAAAGUAGUGUCUAUUUUUGGCUUUUUUUGGAACCAGCCUCAAGUGGACAGUCAGUGAACUGCAGUUCCUCAAUGUCCCACAUUAACCUUAUUUCUAAACAUUUAAGACUGCUGCCUUGUUUAUUCUUGGGGUGAAAAUAUACCAACAACAGAGAGAAUGUCUAGUCAAAUGAUAUGAAAUGCUGCUUAGUUGAGACAAUUGCAACUGUGUAAAGUUCAGCAAUCUGUUGAGCCAACCAAGUAUAUUAGAUGUUAAGAGAUGUAGUUUAUUGUAUACAGGCUAACUGGUAUUGAUACUGAAUUAAAGGGAUAGAUAAUCUGUACUUCUUCACUGAAAUUGCUGUGAACCUCUCACAGGCCCCUAACGACAGGUUUAGACACAGUGAGAUUUCCUGCGUCACAUAUCCAAGCUCUCCAAGCUAGCCCACUCUGCAGGCCAGACUCCGAGAAGUAGAGAUGACGAUCGUGGAGCAAGAGUGUGCAGUAGCGGAUUGGAAAUUUUGCAAUGCUCGUAAGAAAACUUAUUAUGGUACUAGCUUUCAUCAUGCCACCAAAGACUCUGGGACACCAUGUCCAAGAGUUAAAUAGCUUUCAUAUCACCUGCUGCUUCUGCUUCACAGGUAAUGUUAGGCUGCAAUCCGUCAACGACUCAGAGGUGAAUUGAUAAUGAGCUACUGAAAAUGACACCGGUAGCAUGAUUUUGGCUAAAAAAACUCAUAAUUACAACUUAACGACCACUGAGAACACUUUAAAUAAUAAAAAAAAAUCGAUUGGAGUGGGACUUAAAUGACAUGCUUACUAUUAAAACAUAAAAUGGCAAACAAAGUCUGUGUCAGUAUAUAAAUAUAAACUUGAUAGUAUGUGUUAUAAAUGUGAUGGCAUGUUUUUCAGCUCCAGAUGAGAGUUGAGUCUGAAUGCGAGGGAAAGAGAGGGAGUAGAGAGAGACUGGAAGAGGUAUCUGUCAUGAUGUCUUGUGUUUACCCUUGUGUCCUGAGGGCCGCAGGGUGAACAGCUCAUGUCAAGACUUGUACAAUAAGCUCAACAGAUUAUAGUAUGCCUGUAUGGAUCCUCUCAGUCAGCAUCUUGCUUUGGCAUGGGAAGCUUUUUUUGAAUGACCAAAGCACUCUCUGCUUCCAUCUUUUUCCUCUUUAGAAAAAAGACUAGUUGUGGAGUUUGGGUUGGUUUUCACAAGGCGUGUAAGAGGUGUGCCCCUGCUUUACAUGUAACUCUUAAAAACCCUAAUUUCUUCUUCAGUGAAGAGUUAAAUACUGAUGACAGCCUAAAUUUUCCACCUUAAAAACUCCCCUGACAGUGACUUUUAGAAAUGCUUGGUAGAAAACACGUGUGUUUUAACAAGGUAAUUUAGAGUUUCAUGACUGCACAAUAGAAUUGAGGCAAAUAUUUCAGAACUUUAAACCAUUAGAGCAUCAAAAUUUGUAGAUCUUGGCUGUAAAUGCAAAUAUUCAUGCUAUUUCAGACACAUAUUCCACUGCAUCUACAUCCACAUGUGGCACCAUAAAGCUCACGCCACAUUUGCAUGUCAACAGGUGAUAAAGAUGUAACUCAGAGCUUAUCAAAACAAACAAACAGCCCCACCCCUUCAGCAUGUGGAACAUAUGCCAAGUUCCUGCACAAAUGGUGCUCAUUUCAGUAUUUAUGUAAGAUUCACUGGUGGACUGGUGGAAACUGAGUUUUGCAGUAGUGUGUGACACAGCAAAGCAUUCAAAAGUAUGGGCUUUCUAAAUCAAUGUAAUGCACAUGUAACAAAUUGCUACGAGGAGUCAAGUCUGUUGAGCUGAAUGUGGAGAAAUAAAGACAGUUCAGGGCAAAACAAAGUUUAUGUAACCCUUCAUCUCCUAUUGCCUCUCCCUCAUAAAAAAAGAGUUAGUCAGUCCACAAGGGGUGAAAUCUAGUCUUAAGAUCUCCUGUUUAGUCUCUGUUCUGUGUGCCCUUUUUCCAGUAUCUAUCCUCUCACUGUUUAUUAUCUCUUUUCUUUGCAUUUGGGUGUUAUAGGCAGUGGAAGCUAACAUGGGUGGGGGUGCCAUUGAGCCUCCCAGAGGUGUGGUAGGCCUUACUUGAAAUUGGGGAGGGUGGGUUCCCACUUGAUAACCCAGUGAUGAGCUCUCGCUGCCCAUCUAGUUCCACAGUCAGCAUGCCUGGGUCAUAAGGGGCAGAGUGGUAGGGUAGGUAGCAUUACAUUGUCAUUGGGCUCACACGUACUUGGGUCUUUUGAAGGUUGCCAUGCUAUAUGAGUUGCACUAGCCUCUAAUUGGCUGCUCAUACUUAUCAUUUACAUCCACCUGUGUGAUUAGGAACACAAAUGACCAGCCUUAAAUACAACUUGCACCAGCCAUGGAUCUCCAGUAAUCAGAUAUAACCUUCCCACUGCAGAUACAGAUUAACAUAGAGCCCCAUUCAUCUGCGUUAUACUUAAUAAACACAAAAUAACCAGGAAAAACCUCUUUGCCUAGACAGAGUCAAGGCUGUACUUUCUUCCUCACACAGCGCAUGAGCAACAGUGCGUCACAGGUGAUCAUGGACAUACAUUAUAACAUAUUAGAAUUGGAUUGUAUAAAGCAUAAAGCUCCUAAUGUUGCACAGUAGACUUUAGUGUCUGACUAUAGUGAUCAACAUCAUAACACACAGAUCCACACAUGGCCUCUUACUGUGAUUUGUUAAUGAACUCUCACGACUGUUCACUGCUCUGUUCGUUAUUCACAGCAUGUGGAGGCAUUGAUCAGGAAGUAUAUCACGGUGUGCGAUAAAGGACAGAUUUGUACGCUUCUAUCCAGUAAAGACAGACAUCUUUUCUCAUCAACAUCAAACACUUCAACCACUUCUCUCAUCUUUUACUUACUGUAUGUCUCCUUUUACUUUUUCCUCCUUACAAUGUGACUGUCCUGUUUUAAAAAAGUUCAAUUAAGUCCUCACUGACUUAAUAUGGAUAUUACAAGUCCUACAUUAUUUGUACAUCCCCAACACAUAAACUAUGUCCACACAUGAUUACAAAAUUCAGUAGGGAAGUGUUAAAUCAGUCAUGUAUGAGGGUCAGGAGGGACAGAGAAACCUGCAAGUCAUUUUACCGAUUGUGACAUGAGUGUGCUCUGUCAGAAGAGGUGCAGUGGGAUGAGGGGGCAACAUGGCCUCGGGUUGAUGCUCAAUCAGUAUUUACCUUUUUUUUGGUGAAUACUGUCCCAUCUGUUAUGUGGUUAAGGCAAGCUAUGUCACUGUUUUUCAUUGUAUAAAAUUUAUUGCGUCACAACCUGAAUAUCACUUCUUCUCUAUAAAACCUAAAAAUAAUUACCGAAUAUGAGCAGAGACCAUGAGCAUGGUUUCAGGAAGUUGAAUGGUUGGUGCAUAAGAUCUUUAAGUGAUAGACAUUAAUCGUGUAAAACAAUAAAACCUUUGUAUCAUUUUAAUAGUGUUUGAAUGAAAACUUUUUAUUUUAAUGCCAAAUUAUAUGUUAUAUAUUCAUCUAUUUUGUCCUGUUUACAGCCAGAAUCUUGGUUUGGGUUUUUGCUCUGUUGCAUACUAACUUGUGGCUGGUUUCAUAGUUGUCCAUUUUAAAUACAGUUGUGGCGAUACACAACAGAUCAUGGUAAAUUCUUGUAACUAUAAUUUUCUUAUUUAAAAAUGUGUCAAAUUUCAUUUAUUUGUUCAAUUAUGUCCUUAUUAUCUUGUCGAUUACCUUAAGCAUGAAAGUGUUCUCAUAUUCAUUCUCUAUUGUUACAUUUAUAAUUACAAAUGCUCUGGUGACUGUAGACAGAAACAGGAGUUUUUACGUAGUGCAAAAGAGAAAAAGACUGGUGUGUGAAGUAAAGAUACUAUUAGUGAAGGUUUUAAGUAUUCCAGUGUUUCAUGAGUUACUCAACAUGUCCAUUUUUUCCCAUCCUCUAUCCCUGUCUUUGUCUCAAUCCCUCUCAUCCUCUAUUCAGCUCUCUCUUUCCCCCACUAUCCUGUCUUCUCUGUAGCACAAAGGACAAAACAUUGAAAAAGUAGAAGACAUUGAAAGGAGAGAUAUCUUCAUCAAGCUCCUGUAG